Culex quinquefasciatus (southern house mosquito) is the source of this 1504-nucleotide messenger RNA. Its product is annotated as UPF0193 protein EVG1 homolog. The record is from RefSeq and is a predicted model, not a curated record. The coding region runs from base 780 to 1421 and encodes 213 amino acids. Lineage: Eukaryota; Metazoa; Arthropoda; Insecta; Diptera; Culicidae. The transcript has 3 exons.
CUAAAUAGUUCGUCAAGUUCGUAAUUUACUUACUUCCCCACUGCUUAUGAUCGGAUUUCCAUGGAUUCCUAUGCUUAGUACUAUUUUCUAAGUUAAGUGAGCGUGCCGAAGAUUCCACCCAUGCAAAGCCAUAAUUUUCGCCAUUUGAACUCGCGACGCUCAGUUGCACUGCACACACACGCUCCAAGUUCACGUGUUGAUUUCGCCGCCACCCAUAAUGGGCACAUGGCAACGAACGACAAACAAGCAAACGGGACACGGAAACUCUCUCCGCCACCUGGGUUAAAGGGUAGCGUGUCCUGCGUGAGUUCCUUUCACUAUGAUGGUAGAUUGAGCAGUAAAAAAAGGUCCACUUACCCUAGGCUCACGAAAGGGAAGCGGCGGAUGGCCCCAUCAACGGUGGCCGUGGAAUUUAUGGGCACGAGGACGACGUGUGACUGACUGUGAGUUGGAGAGUGUCGGUUGCCAGGGGCGACGUUUUCAAUUAUGUUGUUCCGACUCGGUUGGCUUUCCCCUGCACGGCGGCGUUUGAGAGACGUUUGCAAAUCUCGCAACAAAAUUGCAACCUCCUCCCCGGAUAUCGACAUCAACAGAGCAAUUUAGGAAGGGCACUCGCGCCUUAUCCUUGAAGAGUGCGGUUUGGCUCACAUGUGAAUCGUUACAUAAACGCAUUCGAGGACCAGCCAUUCCUGCCAGAAGUUUUGUGCUGUUCUUUCAGUGGACAGGAUAGUGCGAUAGGUGGUUUGUACUAGCAGCAAAGUGUUCCGGAAGCGCCGAAGAUGGAUUGGCCAAGCGCGCGAGUGGCCCAGGGUGGCAUGUGGCACACCGGAAAGGCCAAGUACACCAAGGAGACGCAGGAUCUGAUUAAAGUCCUCAUGGAGGAAGCCAAGCUGACCAUCCUGCAGCGCAACAAAAUCAACUACCAUCUGCGCACCGGCGAACCGCUCCCACCUCCCAAGGAACCCAAGUUCGAGCAAGAGUACAGCAACUUCCUGCCGGCGGCUGUUCCGCGCAAAAACAUCAAGAAACGCUCGCUGUCGACCAUCAUCGAGAGUGGCGCGUUCGACGUGGAAAAGUACCCGGGACCGGGCAAGGAGUGCAAACCGCCGCUCGAGCGACUCAAACUGCAGCUGCAGGAACAGAUGGCCGGCUGCAAGCUGCUGCCGGACGACGGGCGGCGUCGCAAACGGAUCGCGAGGCGAGCGAGCGAUGGGGAGUUGGACGGGUUGACGCCCGAUCGGGAAGCGGAACUUUUGGAGGAAAUCAACGAACGCGUCGAGUGGUUGGCCGAAAUGGAAGCGCUGGGCGAGGGAAAGAAGCAUCGCCAGGUAAUCCACGCCCAGAUCGCGGAUCGUCUCAACGAAAUCAAACGGCUCGAGAGAGCGAAUUCCAAGCAGAGCGAUACACCGCCAGAGAUUUAAGUGUGGAAACGUUCGGAUCCAGCGCACACGCGGACGUGCAUUUUAUAGUAGACACAAAUAAAUCCCGCAAUUGUUUUAAUAAA